Messenger RNA from Eubalaena glacialis (North Atlantic right whale), 7206 nucleotides. RefSeq names its product aggrecan (gene ACAN). The transcript has 18 exons. Gene Ontology annotation, molecular function: hyaluronic acid binding; calcium ion binding. Bases 345 to 6428 code for a protein of 2027 amino acids. Gene Ontology annotation, biological process: cell adhesion. NCBI's taxonomy places the organism in Eukaryota, Metazoa, Chordata, Mammalia, Artiodactyla, Balaenidae. The record is from RefSeq and is a predicted model, not a curated record.
GCCUCGCAGAGCUGAGGACGCGCGCGGCGCUGCUCAAGUCUCUCUCUCAGCACCCUCGCCGGCCGGCAUCUGACACGGGUGCCAGGGGGCUCCGGGCGCCUUUCAGUGUCCCUUCCCUAGGCCGGCCGGGACUCCGCAACCCAGACGCUGCCGCUGCGGCCACCGCCCGAGGGGACCUGCGGACAGGACGCCGGCAGGAGGAGGGGUGCGCAGCGCCCUCCCAGAGCGUCUCCCCCUCUGCGCGGCGACACCCGGGCCUCCUGGCCCCAGGAGACCCCGCUGCCUCGCCAAGUGUACGGGACUGAAGUUCUUGGAGAAGGGAGCCCAACUCUUCAAGGUGAACUAUGACCACUUUACUCUUCGUGUUUGUGACUCUGAGAGUCAUCGCGGCAGCCAUCUCAGUAGAAGUUUCAGACCCUGACAACUCGCUGAGUGUCAGCAUCCCUGAACCGUCCCCGCUGCAGGUCCCCCUGGGGAGCUCCCUCACCAUCCCCUGCUACUUCAUCGACCCCAUGCACCCCGUGACCACCGCCCCCUCCACCGCCCCCCUCGCCCCAAGAAUCAAGUGGAGCUGCAUUUCCAAGGAGAAGGAGCUGGUGCUGCUAGUGGCGACUGAAGGGCAGGUGCGGGUUAACAGUGCCUACCAAGACAGGGUCACGCUACCCAACUACCCGGCCAUCCCCAGCGACGCCACCCUGGAAAUCCAGAACCUGAGCUCCAAUGACUCUGGGAUCUAUCGCUGCGAGGUGAUACACGGCAUCGAGGACAGCGAGGCCACCCUGGAGGUCGUGGUGAAAGGCAUCGUGUUCCAUUACAGAGCCAUCUCCACACGCUACACCCUGGACUUCGACAGGGCUCAGCGGGCCUGCCUGCAGAACAGCGCCAUCAUCGCCACGCCCGAGCAGCUGCAGGCCGCCUAUGAGGACGGCUUCCACCAGUGCGACGCCGGCUGGCUGGCAGACCAGACUGUCAGGUACCCCAUCCACACUCCAAGGGAAGGCUGCUAUGGGGACAAGGAUGAGUUUCCCGGCGUAAGAACCUACGGCAUCCGUGAUACCAAUGAAACCUAUGACGUGUACUGCUUCGCAGAGGAGAUGGAGGGCGAGGUCUUUUAUGCAACAUCCCCGGAGAGGUUCACCUUCCAGGAGGCAGCCAAUGAGUGCCGGCGUCUGGGCGCCCGGCUGGCCACCACGGGCCAGCUCUACCUGGCCUGGCAGAGUGGCAUGGACAUGUGCAGCGCCGGCUGGCUGGCCGACCGCAGCGUGCGCUACCCCAUCUCCAAGGCCCGGCCCAACUGCGGGGGCAACCUCUUGGGCGUGAGGACUGUCUACCUGCACGCCAACCAGACGGGAUACCCCGACCCCUCAUCCCGCUACGACGCCAUCUGCUACACAGGUGAAGACUUUGUGGACAUCCCAGAAAAUUUCUUCGGGGUGGGUGGUGAGGAAGACAUCACCAUCCAGACGGUGACCUGGCCUGAUGUGGAGCUGCCUUUGCCCCGAAACAUCACCGAGGGUGAAGCCCGAGGCAGCGUGAUCCUCACGGUGAAACCCGUCUUUGACAUCACCCCUACCGCCCUGGAGCCCGAGGAGCCCUUCACUUUUGCCCCCGAAGUAGGGGCCACCGCCUUCUCUGAGGCCGAGAACAGGACUGAAGAGGCUACCCGGCCCUGGGCCUUUCCCGAGGAGUCCACAUCUGGCCUGGGCGCUCCGACAGCCUUCACCAGCGAGGACCUCGUCGUGCAGGUGACCGCAGCCCCAGGUGCAACCGAGGUCCCUGGGCAGCCACGACUGCCAGGGGGAGUUGUGUUCCACUACCGCCCGGGCUCCUCCCGCUACUCACUGACCUUUGAGGAGGCCCAGCAGGCCUGCCUGAGCACCGGGGCCGUCAUCGCCUCACCCAAACAGCUCCAGGCCGCCUAUGAAGCAGGCUACGAGCAGUGUGACGCCGGCUGGCUGCAGGACCAGACCGUCAGAUACCCCAUUGUGAGCCCACGGACCCCGUGUGUGGGUGACAAGGACAGCAGCCCGGGGGUCCGGACCUAUGGCGUGCGACCACCAUCAGAAACCUACGAUGUCUACUGCUACGUGGACAGACUCGAUGGGGAGGUGUUCUUCGCCACACGUCUGGAGCAGUUCACCUUCCAGGAAGCACAGGAGUUCUGUGAAUCCCAAAACGCCACACUGGCCACCACGGGCCAGCUCUAUGCUGCCUGGAGCCAGGGCCUGGACAAGUGCUACGCUGGCUGGCUAUCUGACGGCAGCCUCCGCUACCCCAUCGUCACCCCAAGGCCUGCCUGCGGCGGGGACAAGCCAGGUGUGAGAACCGUCUAUCUCUACCCCAACCAGACAGGCCUCCUGGACCCGCUGUCACAACACCACGCCUUCUGCUUCCGAGGCGUCUCGGCGGCGCCCUCUCCAGGAGAAGAGGAGGGUAGCGCACCCACAGAGCUCCCUGAGGUGGAAGACUGGAUCAUUGCUGAAGUGGGGCCCAGCGUGGCUGCUGUCCCUGUUGGGGAGGAGACGACUGCAAUCCCAGACUUCACCACUGAGCCAGAAAACCAGACGGAAUGGGAGCCCGCCUACACGCCAGCGGGCACUUCCCCACUGCCAGAGAUCCCUCCUACGUGGCUUCCCACUAGCGCAGCAACAGAGGAGAGCACAGAAGGCCCUUCUACAACGGAAGUGCCCUCAGCCUCGGAGGAGCCAUUGCCCUCAGAAAAGCCGUUGCCCUCAGAAGAACCAUUCCCCUCAGAGGAAUCAUCCACACUUACAGCUCCAGUGCCCAGCAGGACUGAGCUGCCAGGCUCUGGGGAGAUAUCUGGGGUGCCUGAAGUCAGUGGUGACUUCACAGGCAGUGGAGAAAUUUCAGGACACCUGGACUCCAGUGGGCAGCCCUCCGGGGAAAUUGCAAGUGGACUGCCCUCUGAAGACCUUGACUUCAGUGGGCUCACCUCUACAGUGGGCUCAGGCCUGCCUGUGGAAAGUGGACUGGCUUCAGGAGAUGAAGAUAGAAUUACGUGGACCAGCACUCCUGAAGUUGACAGGUUGCCCUCUGGAGGUGAGGUCCCAGAGGGCUCUGUCUCUGGAAUAGGGGACCUCAGUGGACUGCCUUCUGGAGAAGGUCCAGAAGUCUCUGCCUCUGGAGUAGGGGACCUCAGUGGACUUCCUUCUGGAAGAGAGGACCUAGAGACCUCUGUCUCUGGAGUAGAGGACCUCAGUGGGCUUCCUUCUGGAGGAGAGGACCUCAGUGGACUUCCUUCUGGAAGAGAGGACCUAGAGACCUCUGUCUCUGGAAUAGAGGAUCUCAGCGGACUUCCUUCUGGAGAAGGUCCAGAAGCCUCUGCCUCUGGAGUAGGGGACAUCAGUGGACUUCCUUCUGGAGGAGAGGGUCUAGAGACCUCUGUCUCUGGAGUAGAGGACCUCAGUGGACUUCCUUCUGUAGGUGAGGAUCAUCUAGAGACCUCUGCUUCUGGAGUAGGGGACCUUAGUGGACUUCCUUCUGGAAGGGAAAGUCUGGAGAUCUCUGCUUCUGGAGCUGAGGAUCUUAGUGGGUUGACUUCUGGAAAAGAAGACUUGAUUGGGUCAGCUUCUGGAGUCUUGGACCUUGGCAGAAUACCUUCUGGAACUCUAGGAAGUGGGCAAGCUCCAGAAGCAAGUGGCCUUCCCUCUGGAUUUAGUGGUGAGUAUUCUGGGGUGGACCUUGGAAGUGGCCCAUCUUCUGGCCUUCCUGACUUCAGUGGACUUCCAUCUGGGUUCCCAACUGUCUCCCUAGUGGAUACUACAUUGGUGGAAGUGGUCACAGCCACCACUGCAGGUGAACUAGAAGGAAGGGGAACCAUUGGCAUCAGUGGUGCUGGAGAAACAUCUGGGCUGCCCUUCAGUGAGUUGGACAUUAGUGGAGGAGCAAGCGGACUCUCUUCAGGAGCUGAACUCAGUGGCCAGGCAUCUGGGUCUCCUGACAUCAGUGGGGAAACAUCUGGACUCUUUGGUGUCAGUGGACAGCCAUCAGGGUUUCCUGACAUUAGUGGGGGAACAUCUGGACUUUUUGAGGUCAGUGGGCAGCCAUCAGGGUUUUCUGGGGAAACAUCUGGUGUGACUGAGCUUAGUGGACUGUCCUCCGGACAACCAGAAAUCAGUGAAGAAGCUUCUGGAGUUCUUUCUGGCAUUGGUCCACCAUUUGGCAUAACCGACCUGAGUGGAGAAACAUCCGGGAUCCCUGAUCUCAGUGGGCAGCCAUCGGGGUUACCAGGGUUCAGUGGGACAACAUCCGGAAUCCCUGACCUGGUUUCCAGUGCCGUGAGUGGUAGUGGUGAAUCUUCUGGCAUUACAUUCGUGGACACCAGUUUGGUUGAAGUGACCCCAACUACAUUUAAAGAAGAAGAAGGUUUAGGGUCCGUGGAACUCAGUGGUCUCCCUUCAGGAGAGGCAGAUCUCUCAGGCACAUCUGGGAUAGUGGAUGUCAGUGGACUAUCUUCUGGAGUAAUUGACUCCAGUGGGUUUACACCCCAGCCUCCAGAAUUCAGUGGCCUGCCAAGCAGAGUAGCUGAGGUCAGUGGAGAGUCCUCUGGAGCUGAGAGUGGGAGCAGCCUGCCCUCCGGAGAAUAUGACGGCCGUGGACUUCCAUCUGGUUUCUCCACUGUCUCUCUUGUAGACAGAACUUUGGUGGAAUCUGUAACCCAGGCUCCAACAGCCCAAGAAGCAGGAGAAGGGCCUUCGGGCAUUUUGGAACUUAGUGGUGCCCCUUCUGGAGCACCAGACAUGUCUGGAGACCAUUCAGGACUUUUGGACCAAAGUGGACUUCAGUCUGGACUGGUAGAGCCCAGUGGAGAGCCAUCCAGUACUCCAUAUUUUAGCGGGGACUUUUCUGGCACCACUGAUGUAAGCGGAGAAUCCUCUGCACCCACGAGCACCAGUGGGGAGGCCUCAGGACUUCCAGAAGUUACUUUAAUCACUUCUGAGUUUGUGGAGGGUGUUACUGAAGCAACUGUUUCCCAGGAACUGGGCCAAAGACCCCCUGUAACGUACACCCCCCAGCGUUUUGAGUCCAGUGGAGAAGCCUCUGCAUCUGGGGAUGCACCAAGGUUCCCCGGGUCUGGGGUGGAAGCAUCAUCAGUCCCAGAAUCUAGCAGUGAGACGUCUGCCUAUCCUGAGGCUGAGGUGGGAGCAUCUGCUGCCCCCGAGGCCAGCGGAGGCACUUCCAGGUCCCCUGAUCUGAGUGAAACCACCUCCACCUUCCAUGAAGCUGAUCUGGAGGGAGCCUCAGGCCUGGGAGUGAGAGGUAGCACCUCAGCCUUUCAGGAAGGCCCCAGGGAGGGCUCGGCUGCCCUGGAAGUGAGUGGAGAGUCAACCACCACCUAUGAUGUGGGCACAGAGGCAUCAGGUUCACCUUCAGCUACUCCCGUGGCUUCUGGAGACAGGACUGAAAUCAGCAGAGACCUGUCUGGUCACAGCUCGGGGUUGGAUGUUGUCAUCAGCACCACCAUCCCGGAAUCCAAGUGGACUCAGCAGACCCAGAGCCCUGCAGAGGCGCAUCCAGAAAUCGAGUCCUCAAGCCCCGUGCACUCAGGAGAAGAGACCCAAACAGCUGAAAUACCCACCUCCCCAACUGAUGCUUCCAUCCCAACCUCUCCAGGAGGGACAGAUGAAUCAGAGGCAACCAUGGCAGACAUUGACGAGUGCCUCUCAAGCCCUUGUCUGAAUGGAGCCACCUGCGUGGACGCCAUCGACUCUUUCACAUGCUUAUGCCUUCCCAGCUACCAAGGGGACCUGUGUGAGAUCGACCAGAAGCUGUGUGAGAAGGGCUGGACCAAGUUCCAGGGCCACUGUUACCGCCACUUCCCUGACCGGGCAACCUGGGUGGACGCCGAGGGCCAGUGCCGGAAGCAGCAGUCCCACCUGAGCAGCAUCGUCACCCCCGAGGAGCAGGAGUUUGUCAACAACAAUGCUCAGGACUAUCAGUGGAUCGGCCUGAAUGACAAGACCAUCGAAGGAGACUUCCGCUGGUCAGAUGGACACUCCUUGCAAUUUGAGAACUGGCGCCCCAACCAGCCUGACAACUUCUUUGCCACUGGGGAGGACUGCGUGGUGAUGAUCUGGCAUGAGAAGGGCGAGUGGAAUGAUGUUCCCUGCAAUUACCAGCUGCCCUUCACGUGUAAAAAGGGCACAGUGGCCUGCGGAGAGCCCCCCGUGGUGGAGCACGCCAGGAUCUUCGGGCAGAAGAAGGACCGGUACGAGAUCAAUUCCCUGGUGCGGUACCAGUGCACCGAGGGCUUUGUCCAGCGCCAUGUGCCCACCAUCCGGUGCCAGCCCAGCGGGCACUGGGAGGAGCCUCGGAUCACCUGCACAGACCCCUCCACCUACAAGCGCAGACUACAGAAGCGGAGCUCACGGCCCCUGCGGAGGAGCCGCCCCAGCACGGCCCACUGAGAGGAGCUUCCAGGACGUGCCCAGGAUGCUGAGCCCAGGAGCCUUGCCAGGCUGACAUCCCACAGGGAUGGUGUCCUCUCCUUGUCGCUUUCUGUCAUAUAAGGAAUUCCAUUAAAGAAGGAAAAAAAAUAAAUCCCACAUUGUGUAUGCACCCACCCACCCCCUCAAAUCGCCAAAACUGCAUCUAAUUUUCCUCCCAAAUGCCAAAGCAAAGCAAACGUAUUGUAACCCGUGGACUGAGUUUAGAGACGUUUCUUCAAUCUCCCGUUGUGCCUUUCCAGGGACCAGCGCAGGGACAGGGGGAGAAGGGGAGGGGUUAAGUUAAAUAAAGAAGGUAAUUUUUUUGUUUCCUGACUUUAUCCAAGAGCAGUGCAAUCGUUGGUUCUUUCACCUCCAGGGAGAGCUAGGGAGGAGGGAGGAAGGGGCAGAGGCCUGAGGGCAUGAAGAGUGCGGAACCGCAGCUGAAUGUAUGGGAUGAGACGGAGUCGGAGGGCUGUGCCAUCUGUGCUGGGGAGAAGCCUGGGGGAGAGGGUGUGGCUUCCGGCCGCAGAUGAGCGGGCAGGAGAGAGCCAUCGAGGGAUCUUCCGAAGCGUGGGGGUCGGGUUCCCUCCGAGGGUCCCUUUUCCAGAGUCCUCUCACCCGGGUCUGCCACCCUAGCAGGUGUCGAUCUCGAUCUCGGCAGGGCUGGGCGGGGGGCAUUUCCUUCCCGGUGGGAGUGCCGCCCAACCCUCCCCCCUCCCUCCCCCACCCCCCGGGACCGUGCAGGCACCAGGGUUCC